This is a messenger RNA of Sparassis crispa, 5016 nucleotides long. RefSeq lists its product as hypothetical. Bases 1 to 5016 code for a protein of 1671 amino acids. The transcript is spliced from 6 exons. The record is from RefSeq and is a predicted model, not a curated record. Lineage: Eukaryota; Fungi; Basidiomycota; Agaricomycetes; Polyporales; Sparassidaceae.
AUGUCUACCUGGGGAAUAGGAGACAACCACGACUCAGACGAAGUCUUCGCACUCAAAAAACAAUUGCUUGAGAAAGAUGCACACAACGACACACUACUCAGCCAGCUCAGUAAGAAGGACAUCGAAAUAUCCGAUAUCAGGACUACUCUAAACGACAUUAGUGAUAAGCUACGUCGCGAAGCAGACGGCAAGAUCCAAUUGGAAGAGGCUUUGGGAAGAUGCACAGAAGAAUUCAAGAAUGAACGUAACACCAGACAGAACACUGACUCAGCAUUCGCCUUGGUCCAGAAGAAGUUGAAGAAUUCCGAACAAGCCGCGCGGGAGCUGCAGGCCACAGUUGACAUGCUCUCCUCUCAUGCAGACUCCUCCUCUACAGACAAGGUCAGGUUAGAACGUGACAACGAUGAUUUACGUACGCUUGUGCGGCAGCUGCGGAUGGAGGUUGACGCACGACAGCAACGUGAAGAGGCGCAACUCCGACGGAGCGAGAGCGCUACGACAACCAAGGUGCAGUGUCGUCGACGGUCUUCAUCCGUCUCCACUUUCCGCACAUCUGCCCUUGAGCAAGAGACCUCUGAGCUCCGUCUCAAGAACGCUCAGCAAGUCUCGGAAAUUACUACACUAUCGGAUCGUCUCGCGCGAUCACAAACCACGCUGGUUCAGGUCGAGAACGAGAAGAUUGCUAUGGAGAGGCGGUUGCAUAGACAGCUACAGGAGAUGCAAGCUGUGCUAGAGGAGCGUGAGGAGGAGCUGAAGAUUUCAAGUGGCUUAGGAGGACAGGAUGCCGCGGAGAGAGAAUCGAGGUUACUGGAAAGGUUGGAGGAAGAGGAGGAAAGAGCCGUGUCACUCCAGGCGCAGCUCGAGCGUAUUACAGCGACCUACAGGAGCGAUAUGGCGGUCGUAACAGACCAGCUGAACAGGACACAGCGACAGUUGGAGGAGAAGGAGACGAGGGUGCAAGACUGCGACUCUAGGCUGUUGGAACUCGCUGCGGAGAAGGAGUCGACCUUGGAGGAACAAGGUCAGUCGGGACGAAUGAUUGCGGACCUUCAGAUGCACAUUCAGGCUUUAGAAAGCCGGAUUACUGCUUCUUUGCAAAACCCGCCAUCAAGUCCGGGUUUCCAGACAGAAGCUACAGUCCAACGUCUACUGAACGCAAUCGAUCGUUUACGCGAAGAACGGGACGCCUUACGCCGGGACCUAGAAUUCAUAAAGGCCGAGAACAGAUUUGCCGUAGAGGACCUCCAAGCGAAGCUUGCUGCCGCUCAUGCAUCUGACAUCGCCGCUCGGUCCGCAUCUGUAACAGACGAAGUAUCACAGCGCGAAAUCCUGGAGUUGUUAGCGACGCGCAAGGAGUUGGAGAGGAGGCUUGCCCAUCACGAGCGCGCUACGACGGUUCUUGCACUUGUCGCUCAGUAUGUGGAUAAUCAGCGUCUUGGAGAUCUCGCUCAAGUGGAGUUGCUGUUGGAGAGCUUGGCUCAUUCCAACUGUCAACUGCUGGACGCUCAAGAAUAUGUGCUGAGGGUGGCGAUGCUAGACGAGCAAGUGCAACAUCUACAGACGCAGCUCGCUGCUUCUGCGCAGGAGACGGACGCUGCUCGGUCUCAGGUGUCUUUUCUACAAUCAGCGGUCCAAACGCUCGAGGACGACAUCUCACGAGAACGCGGUGCUCGUGAAGAAACCGCAACUUCGCUUGCUCACGUCGAGGCCGAGGUCGCGGACAUUACGCAUGCGCUCACUGAUGCUGAAGCCCAGCGAGAUGCGCUGGCUCUGCAGCUUAAGCACACCCAACAAGAUUUAGAAUCUGCGCAACAAGAGCUCGCGGAAGCGGACACACGGUACGGGCAGCAGCUCUGUGCUAUGUCUUCAGGGGAGGCGACGCGCGCCCUUCGCAAGCAGAUUGAGACUCUCGAACAACGCGUGCUCAGGCGGACAGAGCAGAUCGGUGUCCACCAGCACGAUAUCAAAAGGCUUGAGACGAACCUGCGGUUGCAAGAGGAGCGCGUAGCCGAGAUGACUACCGAACUCGAAGUGGCUUUGAGCGAGAAGGACGCAAUGGUAGAGGAUUGCAGGACAACCAGAGAGGAGAGGGACGAAGCCCGGUCGAAGUGCGAGGAGAUUGAAGAAACACUGGAGCAGAUGGAAGAGAGCAGGGACACCGAGGUGGAGACGUUGGUCGGUGUGAUUGUUUCCACCGUGGCGAGACAGCGGCAUGUCGCUGAUGAGAUGCGGGUUCUAUUGGCCAAACAUGCCGAGGAGGAAGCCCGGCUCAGAGAGCAGCUUCAUGUCGUCCAAGUCGAGGGGGAGCGCCUCGUGGGAGAGGUCAACUACAUGAGCACGGAGCGGGAUCACGCGGUGAACCUGCUCGAAGAGAAAACCUGUGCUUUGCGAUCCCUGCAGGAGGAGAAGGACGAUGCGGUAAACGCAGCUACACGGGCCGCUCUUGCGCUUCAAGAGAAGACUUCGGCGCUGCGUUCUCUCCAGGAGGAUAGGGAUAUCGCGACCAAUGCGUCCACACAGGCCGCUCUUGCACUGGAUGAAAAGACGUCCGCGUUGCUUUCCCUACAACAAGAGCGGGACAAUGCAGCAGACGCUGCUGCGCAGGCCACUCGCGCAUUAGAAGAGAAGGCUCUUGCUUUACAAGCUCUCCAGAAAGAGAGCGACGUGGCAGCGCAGGAAGCUAUGCAAGCUUCUGUCGCGCUCGCCGAGCUUCAUAAGGAAUGGCGACAGAACUGUCAUGUUGCUCAAGUCUUGGAGGGCGAGAAAUUGACGAUGCAGAAAGAGCUCGAGACCUCGGGCGACGAGCUUCGAAGCAAGGUUGAUGAGAUCGCCUCUCUGCAACACAAAAUCCAGUCGCUGGAGGAGCAAUAUGCUGACGGCCAAGUCAGUAACGCUGCCUGUAUGGCCGAAUUGCAGACGAAAUUCGAGGGCGACUUACAGGCGCUCAGGCUUGCCAACACGGAACUGGAAAGUUUACAUCAACAGGACGCAGACAAGCUUGAGAAGAUCAAGGAGGAAUUGCAGAGUUAUGUAAUGGACAAUACUACGCGCUCACAAGAUGAGGCAGCAUUGCGGGACAGACUAGAGCAACUGCAGGCCUCUCACUCCAAGGAAUUCUCCGGUCUGCAGAGUCGCCUGGAGAAGGUGUCCGCGGAGUUGCAAGAAGCCAAUCGCGUCCACGACGAAGCUACAGCGGCAGAUACUCUAGUUCAAGAUGAGCUUCUCCGCUCCAAGCAGCAGCUCGAAAGUCAGCUAGCGGAGGCUACAUCCAAGCUAUCAUCUAUUGACCGUGCUUCAGGGGAACUUGCCGAAAUGGAAGAGCGUCACCAAGGAGAGCUAGAUGCUUUGCAGGCCAAACUUAACCGUGCGCUGGAUGGCUUGGAUCAAGUCACGAAGGCUCGUGAUGAGCUAAGGGCCCUGCAGGAGGAUGUCGCAGAACGACUCGAUAAAUCCUGCUCAGAAAUGGAGCGCCUGGAAGCUGAGCUGACGCGGUCGCGAGUUGAUCAUGAAGGCGAGCUCAAGGACUUACAACAUCAUCUAGAUCUUGCCUCUGCGGAAUUGGAAGAGGCGAAACUUGCCCAUGCCGAGCUUAACGGUCGGCAAGGGGAACUUCUCAAAGAGUUGUCCAACGCUAAACAGGAACUCAAAUGCCACUUGGAAUCCUCUGGUGGGGAGGUUGAGCGUCUCAAGGCGGAACUACAAUCGGCGAUUGACGCUCAUGCUCGCGUCCAGAGGUCCCACGAGACAGAACUGCAGGCAGCAUUGGAGAAGCAGACUAACCAGGAAGCAUCACUUCAGAAAGAAGUUUCCGCCGUUCGCGCAGAACUUGAGCAAACGGAGGCAUCUCUGCAAGCUCUGCAGGAGGAGAAAAUUGGACUUCAAUGCGAUAUCACGAGCAUGGAGGCCGAAAAUCAACGGUUGAAAUCGUUGCAGCGAUUCUUGGAGAGCCAAGCGAAGGACAGCGAGAAGCAAGUUACGUCUCUGAAGGAGGAGCUGGAAAGGUCUCAUGCGGAUUAUACACGGAUUGAAAAGGCCUGCAAGGCAGCAGAGGUGAACUUGUCGAUGCAAGUGAUUCAAAGCGAACAGUCCAUUUCUGCUCUGCGUCGAGAAGUCAGUUCCCUCAGGGCGAGCCCGAAGCUCGAGGAGAUUAUUGCUGAGCUGAAGGAACAGAAUACCGAGAUGGAAGAACUUCUCCGGAAGAAGUCUGUCGAAAUUGAAGAAAACGACGAUCGCUUCAUCGAUAUGCUGAAGGAAAAGAAAAAGCUGACCAACAAAGUGGAGUCCCUCACUCGAAAAGUGCAGAGCUUGCAGACAAAACUAGCAUCCUCCACUAAUCCGGUUGGCGAAUCGUCGACCCCAACCGCGCCCGCCCCUGGACCCACCUCUGCGGUCCCUCUACAGCGCACCGCAUCCAAGCAUGCACCACCGCAUCCACCUGCACCCACGGUACCAGCAUAUACCGCUUCUGCUCCCAGGUCGCUUUCCAGAGUCGUCUCUGAGCCGCCGGCGCAACCCAGAUCGAAGACACCAGACCGUCGAACAUCGCAAGCACCGGCGUUCAGACCUCGCACUCCCGAGACCAGGCGCAUGCCCCUACAGCCGGAACCAGAGGCGUCUUCUUCAACAGCUGGCAAGAAGCGACGAGCACCUGAUGAUUUCGAGGAUUGUGAAAGCGCCCCACGCCAAGGCUUCACGGUCGAUAGCCUGCCUAGUACGGAGAUCACGACCCCUCGGAUGCGACGAACGGUACCCAUGCGUACUGGGUUUACGCCCGUGCGGUCGCGGUCAAAUUCUGACCGAGCUUCGGCGUCACCUACUCGGAGAGUGACAACGGGAGCGCCAGCCUCUUCUGCGUUAACCAUUGCGGAUGUGACAAAUAGCCCGCGAGGUGCACGAGCGGACCCAGAGAAGGCUGCGAAACGGGGUUGGUUAGGGAAAAUCAGAAACGUCCCUGCACAGGUUACCAGAGCUUCUCGAGCACCGGACUUUGGUUCACGGGAGAGCGGUCGUCGAUGA